UGUAGUUUCUCUUUAUCUGUAUAUUAUACAUUACCAUUCAAUAAAAGAUAUGCCAACAAUAGGAAUAGACUUGGGGACAACAAAUUCAUGUGUGGCAGCUUUCAGAAAUGGAAGGGUUGAAAUUAUUGCCAAUGAUAGAGGAAAUCGCGUAACCCCGUCCUACGUAUCGUUUACGAUGGAUGAAAGACUUGUUGGCGAAGCAGCUAAAGAAGACGCAACCUCAAAUUAUACGAAUACACUUUGCCAAAUCAAGCGUUUGAUUGGACGAACCUACGAUGAUCCUUCGGUUCAAGCUGAUACAAAAUUAUGGGGAUUUUCCGUUAUUGAUGAUGACAACAAGCCUAAAAUACCGGUAAUCCAUAGUUACAAAAGAAAUAUAUUCUGCCCUGAACAAAUCAGUGCCAUGGUUCUGGAAGAAAUGAAAAACACAGCUGAGGCAUUCUUGGGUGAAACCGUAACUGAUGCAGUAAUUACAGUCCCUGCAUAUUUCAAUGAUGCCCAACGAAAAGCAACUCGUGAUGCUGGUGAAAUUGCAGGACUCAACGUUAUUGGCAUGAUCAAUGAGCCGACUGCUGCUGCUGUGGCUUACGGACUCGAUAGACAGUGUGAAAGUGAACGUAACGUACUCAUUUUUGAUCUUGGAGGAGGCACUUUUGACGUAACUAUCGUGGAAAUUAAGGGCCGCAAGUUUUUUGUGAAGGCGACAGGAGGAGACACUCAUUUAGGGGGUGAGGACUUUGAUAACAAACUAGUAGAACAUUUCAUUUCUGAGUUCAAACAGCAACACGGUGAAGAUAUAUCCGAUAAUAAAAGAGCAUUGAACAGGCUUCGAGUAGUGUGCGAAGAAGCAAAAAGAAAAUUGUCUUCAUCAACCCAGGCUAAGGUUCAAGUCGAUGCAUUGCAAGGCGGAUAUGAUUUGCGCAGCGGAAUUUCUCGAGCAAAAUUUGAAAACCUGAAUUUCGACUACUUUAAAAGAACUCUUGAUACUGUGAAGAAUACUCUUACUGAUUCCGGGAUCGAGAAAGAGAAUAUUGAUGACGUAGUACUCGUGGGGGGUUCAACAAGAAUUCCAAAAAUCAGAGAAAUGCUAGAAAAGUUUUUUGACUACAUGGAACUUAAAAGAACGAUCAACCCUGACGAGGCAGUUGCUUAUGGUGCCGCAGCAUAUGGGUUUUCGCUUGGUACAGAAAAGGACCCUGUUAUGGAAGAAUUUGUUCUUCAAGAUGUAAUUCCUCUUUCAAUCGGUAUAGAAAAUAACAAUCGCGAAAUGGGUGUCGUUAUUCCACGUAACACGACGAUCCCUACCAAAAAGUGGAACAAUCGACAUACCCUUAAUGACAAUCAAGAAAAAAUGACACUAAAGAUAUUUGAAGGUGAGCGAGCUUUAACAAAAGACAACAACUUUCUGGGUGCAUUUACUAUAUCGGGGAUCCCACCCGCACCAAGGAAAGAAGGGAAAGUCAGCGUACUUUUUGAGAUUAACGCAAGCGGGAUUCUUCAUGUCAAAGCGAUUGAGAAGAUCACCGGAAAUUCAAGUGAAAUAACGAUUGCAAGAGACAAAGGACGAUUAAGUGAAAGAGAGAUAAAGCAAAUGGUACGAGAAGCAGAAAAGUUUAGACAAGAAGACGAAGAAUUGAAACUGCGAAGUAAGGCAAUGAAUGCUCUUGAAGAUUUUGCAUACAGUGUAAAAGACAAAAUGAGUCAAAAAUAUCUCACAACACGCCAAGAAGAAUCUUUGAUGAGCAGAGUAACUGAAAUUCUACAUUGGUUGGAUAUAAACAAGACGGAACCUGUGGAAAUGUCCCAUUUAGAAGCAAAUAAAAGAGAAUUGGAGCAACUAUGGAAUGAUUAGUUGAAUAAGUGAUCUUCUAGGUUUAAUGAUGAUUUGUCAGCUCUUCAACGACAAGUUUCAAACAAAUGAAUUUCAAUUACUACAUAAGAAUGAUAAUUUGCUAUAUGAACAAACUAUAAAUUGUUAUAAAAACAGUUUUAU
Styela clava is the source of this 1993-nucleotide messenger RNA. RefSeq names its product heat shock cognate 71 kDa protein-like. NCBI's taxonomy places the organism in Eukaryota, Metazoa, Chordata, Ascidiacea, Stolidobranchia, Styelidae. The record is from RefSeq and is a predicted model, not a curated record. Gene Ontology annotation, molecular function: ATP-dependent protein folding chaperone; ATP binding.